This is a messenger RNA of Dermatophagoides pteronyssinus (European house dust mite), 2737 nucleotides long. RefSeq lists its product as uncharacterized. Lineage: Eukaryota; Metazoa; Arthropoda; Arachnida; Sarcoptiformes; Pyroglyphidae. The record is from RefSeq and is a predicted model, not a curated record.
AAGGUUAUGGCCUUUUUCGAAUGGGAAUAGUGAAGAACAACUGAAAAGAGAAGAACUGAUCCGAUCGGAAGCUCGUCGACAGUAUGAAAAUAUCCGAAAAAAUCGAUUAGAAUUGGACAAAAUAUCAACAGGGAAUGAAAGUACGAUUGAAGAAAUAAAGGACGAUCCAAUUUUGGCAAAAAUGAUCCCGACUUUGAAUCAAGAACAUCUCGAUGUUUAUCGUGAAACAAUAAAAAAUACAGACUUUCCUGAAUCCGGAAAUGAGGAUCAGCUGAAAGAAUGGUCGAAAAACUUUAUAGACACAAGGAAUAAAUUUCGAAAUGAAUUUGACAAAAAGUUUGAAAUGACAGUGGGAGGGACUACAAUUGGAGAAACUGAUAAUAAAUUAAUAAAAAAAGGGAAUUCAAUGAAAAGCUCAACGCAUGGAUCGAAAACAACAGAAGAUGAACCAACGAAAAUCCUAAGAAGAUACAAAGAUAAAAAGACAAAAACACCGGUCAGCAUGAUAAGGUCAGAAUCAACAUCGAAACCAACAGAAAAUAAAACGACCGAAAUUCUAUCAAGUGAUUCGUCCCAAGUUGAAAAGCCAUCAAAUCUCAGCUUAAUAGACGAACAACAAUCAACAUCGAAACCAGCAGAUGAUCGAAGCACAAUAAUUCCAGCAAGUGAUUCGCAUCAAGUUAAAAAGCCAGAAUCAACAGUCAGCGAUGUAAAAGAUCAACAAUCGAUAACCAAACCAGCAGAUGAACAGGUCACCAAAAUUGAAUCUAGUGAUUCGCAGAUAGUCAAAAAACCACUAGCUAAUAUUGAACAAUCGACAUCGAAACAAACAGAAAGUCAGAAAACAACAGAAGAUGAAUCAACGAAAAUCCUAAGAAGUGAUUCAGACAAAGAUAAAAAGGUACAAACACCGGUCAGCAUGAUAAGGACAGAAUCAACAUCGAAGCCAAAAGAAAGUCAAACAGUAGCCGAUAGUCAGAAAGAACUUUUGUCUCAAUUCAAAAAACAAGAAACUACAUUCAGCACUGUAAACGAACAACAAUCAACACCGGAACCAACAGUAAGUCAAGCGACCGAAAACCAGAAAGAAGUUUCGUCCCAAGACAAAAAGCCACUAGCAAAAGCCAGCGUUUUAACUGAUAUUGAACAAUCAACACCAGAAAGUCAAACGGUCGAUAGUCAGGAAGAACUUUCAUCACUAGUCAAAAAACACGAAACUACAUUCAGCAGUGUAAACGAACAACAAUCAACAUCGAUUAAACCAGUUGAUGAACAAGUCACCAAAAUUCCGACAAGUGAUUCGUCCACAUAUGAAAAGUCACAAACUACAUCCAACAUUUCAGCUAAUGAUGAACAAUCAACAUUAAGCAAGUUAGACAAAACUAUAACAACAAAACAAGAAGAAUCAACAAAUUUUCCAAUCACCACCACCACCACCACUACUACUACUACCGAAACAUCUGAACCAGAAAUCAAAAUACCAAUAUAUUCGGAAAUAGCAAAAAAAGCAUACGAAGAUGGAUUUAAAUAUCCAUACUAUGAUCUGUUGGAUGAAAGGGUAGAACUUAUGAAUAAAUGGAAAAUUAAAGAGGCAAAUUAUAAUUACAAAUUGAACGAUUUAGAACCACUAUCAAAAAAAAAUGUAGAGAAAAAUCAUGAGUAUCAAACACUCAAAAAAGAAUAUGAUGAAAAUCUAAAGGCAUUUCUUAAACAAGCAAAUGCUUUAAAUGACAAAAUAGAUGAAGCAAGAAAAAUAAUGAAAAAUGAUAUAAGCGAAAAAGAUAAAAGAAUUUUUAAACAAAUUGAACGGUUUGGAAAAAAAAGAAAUAAAACGGUGAAAAAAAUUAUAAAUGAACAUAUUCAGAAUCCGGGUUUUGUUGAAAAGUUAAAGAAAUUUUUCAAAUCAAAAGACAAACCAACAAAUGAAUUCAACUUAGAACAAUUCGAAUAUCAUAUUGAACCAACAUUAACCGAAAAUGAUAUUGAAAAUGAUUUAUUAGAGAAAUUUGAAGAACAAAUCGAACAACAACAACAACAAUCAAAAUUAACAUCAUUUUCGGAAAAUGAACAGAAAAAUAAAUCUGGUUUAGAAAGAGUGGUUAAGGGUAUUUUCAGAAUAAAAGAUAAAAAAACAAAUGAAUCCUUAGUGGUGUUAGAUCCAUUAGAAUAUCGUAUUGAACCAAUAUUAACCGAAAAUGAAAGGUACAUUCUAAAUCAAGCAAUCGAACAAAGUUCGGAAAAUAAAGAAUACAGAACUUCGAUUCUUAAAAAAAUGCUGGAACUUCAAAGUGCAGCUGCAAUAGAUAAAGCCAAAACGAAAGAGGCAAUACUAUUUAGAGAUGACUAUGUCAAAUCUUUAUACAAUCAAUUGGUGGAUGAAAAAUUUCCAACCGAUAAGAGUGAAAUUAAACCCAUUCUGACUGAUCAGGACAGAAAUUAUUUACAUCAAAUGAUUGAUACCUCGCAAUCAAAACAUAAAGAUUAUCAAAUUUAUAUACUUAACGAAAUUGAAGAAAUCGAACGAUCUAGACCUCUUACGGAAAGCGAUCGUAAUGAUUUAAAAGAAUUCAUUGAAAUAUUCAAAAAGAGAUUAUCUUUUGAAGGGGAAAAGCCUGAAUAUCCUUUAUCUAAAUUUAGGCGUAAAUAUGUGCCUGGUCCAAAUCCAACUAUAAGUGAGGAACAAGAAGAUUUUCUGUACUUUGAAUCUAUGAUUAAACCAAGAAUGUACAAUAGNAAA